Mesoplodon densirostris (Blainville's beaked whale) is the source of this 2443-nucleotide messenger RNA. It is a transcript of the gene TES, whose product is annotated as testin LIM domain protein. Gene Ontology annotation, molecular function: zinc ion binding. The coding region runs from base 160 to 1425 and encodes 421 amino acids. Lineage: Eukaryota; Metazoa; Chordata; Mammalia; Artiodactyla; Ziphiidae. The record is from RefSeq and is a predicted model, not a curated record. The transcript is spliced from 7 exons.
UGACUGGGCGGCGGAAGUUUGACGGCGCCGGGCGAGUGGCUGCGGCAGCGGCCCCGGAGACCCAGCAGCUCUCCCCUAGUACCUGCAGCGGUGCCGGAGCCCAGGCGAGCCUGGGUGUUAGAUCCAGGACAGCAGGAGGAACCCCUCUGACACACAGAUAUGGACUUGGAGGCCAAAGUAAAGAAGAUGGGCUUAGGACAUGAGCAAGGAUUUGGAGCCCCCUGUUUAAAAUGCAAAGGAAAAUGUGAGGGGUUUGAACUGCACUUCUGGAGAAAAAUAUGUCGUAACUGCAAGUGUGGCCAAGAAGAGCAUGAUGUCCUCUUGAGCAAUGAAGAGGAUCGAAAAGUGGGGAAACUUUUUGAAGACACCAAGUAUACCACCCUGAUUGCAAAGCUAAAAUCAGAUGGAAUUCCCAUGUAUAAACGCAAUGUUAUGAUACUGACCAAUCCAGUUGCUGCCAAGAAGAAUGUCUCCAUCAACACAGUUACCUAUGAAUGGGCUCCUCCUGUCCAGAAUCAGGCAUUGGCCAGGCAGUACAUGCAGAUGCUGCCCAAAGAGAAGCAGCCAGUGGCAGGCUCAGAGGGGGCGCAGUACCGGAAGAAGCAGUUGGCAAAGCAACUCCCUGCUCAUGACCAGGACCCUUCAAAGUGCCAUGAGUUGUCUCCCAAAGAGGUGAAGGAGAUGGAGCAGUUUGUGAAGAAAUAUAAGAGCGAGGCUCUGGGAGUAGGAGAUGUCAAACUACCCCGUGACAUGAACGCUCAAGGUCCCAACAAAACAUGCAUUCCUGGAGGGGAUAGAAGCACCACGACAGCGGUAGGGGCCAUGGAGGACAAAUCGGCCGAAAACAAAAGAACUCAGUAUUCCUGCUACUGCUGCAAGCUGAGUAUGAAGGAAGGAGACCCAGCCAUCUAUGCUGAAAGGGCCGGCUACGAUAAACUGUGGCACCCAGCUUGUUUUGUCUGCAGUACGUGCCAUGAACUUCUGGUCGACAUGAUUUAUUUCUGGAAGAAUGGCAAGCUGUACUGUGGCAGACAUUACUGUGACAGUGAGAAACCCCGGUGUGCUGGCUGUGAUGAGCUGAUAUUCAGCAAUGAGUAUACCCAGGCAGAAAACCAGAACUGGCAUCUGAAACACUUCUGCUGCUUUGACUGUGACAACAUCCUAGCUGGGGAAAUAUAUGUGAUGGUCAAUGACAAGCCCGUGUGCAAGCCCUGCUAUGUGAAGAACCACGCUGUGGUAUGUCAAGGAUGCCACAAUGCCAUUGAUCCCGAAGUGCAGCGGGUGACCUAUAACAACUUCAGCUGGCACGCGUCCACAGAGUGCUUUCUGUGCUCCUGCUGCAGCAAGUGUCUCAUUGGGCAGAAGUUCAUGCCAGUAGAAGGGAUGGUUUUCUGUUCAGUGGAGUGUAAGAAGAUGAUGUCUUAAGAGGAGAGUACCAAGCAAUAUUGAGCCAUAGCUAACCAGAGGGGUCUGCAUUUCUACUGUAAAAUGCAAUUUGGAAAAACAAAAGGAAAAAAAGAAACUAUAAAGGAAACCAGGAGAUUUUGUUCAGUAUCUUUCUUCGAUGUUUUUCCUUAUUAAAUUUUUCAUAUCAAUUUUUAAAACCUGCUUUAAGCAUUUGAUUUUAAAAAUGGUAAAGAGUUUUACCUUUUCUUGGCUUUCCAGAUGUAAAACCUUUUGAGUUGGAAGCUUGGGUUUAAUCAUUCUUCAUAUUCCUGCCCGCUUUGUGCCAAACACAAUAUAUAUGAAACACUUAAAAGUUAGUAUUUGAAUGGAAAGAUGAGCAUUUCAUGUUCUAUAUUCUUUUUCACUUCUUGUAUAAAAUGAAAAGGAAAUUAAACUUGCCCUAAUGCCAAGGUUCUACGUUUGUUGCCUCAUCUUAUUCGCUGAAUUUUGUAGUGAUACACAAUGAAUUCUUUUGACAGAGAAAAUAGAAAUGCAGCAUGGUAUGAUGAGCCGUUAUCAUUUUAAUGCCUAUGCAUUUGCUAUUUCCUAACUUAGGCAGAGGUGGCUUUAUUGCAUAUCUCUAUUUUUUUUAUUUGCUCUGCCUCUCAGUAUUCUCUUUUUAAGAUGAUGACCUCCAUCUGUGGCCUUGAAUAUUUUAUUGUCACAUGUGGCAUCCACACUUUUUAAUUCUAUAGAUGAUUUUUGGCUUGGACGUAAAAGCCAAGCCACUCAUUUAUAUUAUGCUUUCAAUCCAAAGAACAUGCAUACUUUUUGUAUCCAAGAAACUAUAACUUGUAUUGUUUGCACUUGCCUGCUGUGGUUUGGAUAGACUUUUUGCAUGGUUUUCUUUCUUUUCUAAUGGAUACUGUCCUAUGAUGCCUUUUCAUGGGUAUAUAUCAAAUGCCUUCUUUGCCUGUAUACUUCCAUCCUUAGAUAUUUCUAAUGUUAAUUCUUCCUUAUCUACUUCCAUACAUAGCUAUGCACUAUGAAAAUUAUA